Molecule: messenger RNA, 1035 nt
Organism: Solanum lycopersicum (tomato)
Lineage: Eukaryota; Viridiplantae; Streptophyta; Magnoliopsida; Solanales; Solanaceae
Source: RefSeq, a predicted model, not a curated record
AUGGAAUUUGCAGGUGAAAAUGACAAUGAAGAUCACUUAGAAUUAACUGUAGGAAAUAAUGAAGCUGUUCAUGAAGCUGGAUAUAAUCAACAGAUUGAUCCAUCUUUUAACAUUUCAGGAAGACCUGCUAGAAAUGUAAAACCUCCUAUUUGGCUCAAGGACUAUGUUACCCCUUCCAAACCUACAACAAAUUGUAAAUACCCUAUUCCCAACUAUAUUGGAUACUCACACUUGUCUAACAAGUAUCAGGCCUAUUUGAGUUCUUUUUCAGCUAUUCAGGAACCAAGAACAUUUGCAAAAGCAACUCAACAUCCAGAAUGGAUAGAUUCAAUGCAACAACAGAUUAAUCCUCUAGAAGAUAAUCAAACAUGGGAACAAGUGUCUUUGCCUGCUGGUUAUAAGCAGAGCUCCCAUGAUCAUUCCUUGUGCACUAAACAUUGUGGUGAUGAUAUUGUGGUGUUGUUGAUUUAUGUGGAUGAUAUACUACUUACAGCGAGAAGUCAAAGACUUAUUGAUGAUGCAAAGCAGUACAUGCACAGACCUACUGACACUAUUUACUUGAGAUCUCAACAUGGGAUUUUGUUGAAUCAAAGGAAAUAUGCACUGGAGUUUAUAUCAGAUGUAGGGCUAGAAAGAUCUAAACAUGUACAAACACCACUAGAGCCUAAUGUUAAACUUACCUCAGUGGAGCAUUAUAACUGUACAGGAGCCAAGAAUGAUACAUUGUUUGAAGACAUGAGCAGAUAUCAAAAGCUUAUAGGGAAAUUGAUUUACUUAACAAUAACUAGGCCAAAUAUUUGUUUUGUUGUUCAAUUGCUUAGUCAGUUCAUGCAACAUCCUAAACAAUCACAUUGGAUGGAUGCAUUGAGGGUGGUAAGAUAUGUAAAAGAGUCACCAGGAUUGGGAAUAUUUCUAAAGAAAGGUCCUAUAGAUGACUUGGUAGUACAUUGUGAUUCAGAUUGGGCUGCUUGUCUCAAUACAAGAAGAUCAGUCAUAGGUUUUGUCUUGCAAUUGGGGAAUUCAUUGAUUUCUUGA